AUGUUCAUUUUGUGGGGAAUCUGUUUGCCUGCUUGCAACUUGCAACUCUCCCCGUCCAUCAACUCGCCGGCCUCUCGACGCUGGGCUGGAUUUAUCGCGAUGGGGCGAAUUGACGUUGUCUAUGCGCUACUCUGCGUCGUCCUUCCCGUCUUGGUCGGCCUGCAUUUGUAUGUCGCGCCGUAUACCAAGGUCGAGGAGUCCUUUCAUGUCCAGGCCAUUCAUGAUCUGCUCGCCUUUCAGCUGCCCACUCGCAAUGUCGCCGAGACGCUGCGCGCUGAAUAUGAUCAUUUCACCUUCCCCGGGGCUGUGCCUCGGACGUUUGUCGGCGCCGUGACGCUCGCCGGACUGUCGCGGCCAUUCAUCUGGCUGAAUGCGAACAUUGAUCGGCAGUUCCUGGCUCGAGCCCUCCUAGGCCUGCUCAAUUCUCUAUCGCUGCUGGCGUUCGCAUCCAGCAUGCGACGAGCUUUUGGCAAACCGGCGGCCGUGUGGUACCUGCUCUUCCAGACCAGCCAGUUCCAUGUCCUCUUCUAUGCCUCGCGAACCCUGUCCAACAUGUUCGCCUUUGGCCUCUCCACCCUGGCGCUGAGCUUCCUGCUGCCCGUGCCAGUAUCACCGCGGGCGUACCAGAAGCGCUGUCGCACGUCGCUGUUCCUGCUGACGCUGGCGGGCAUCAUCUUCCGCUCGGAGCUGGCGCUGCUGCUGGGUACCUUCACCAUCUUCCUCUACCUCACCGGACGCGUCGAGAUCCGACGCGACAUCAUUCCCGCUGGGGUUCUCGGACUCUUGCUGGGCCUCCUCUUCACCGUCGGCGUGGACUCUUUCUUCUGGCAAGAAUUCCCCCUGUGGCCGGAAUUCGCCGCCUUCAAGUUCAACGUCCUCGCCGGCCAAGCCUCCGCCUGGGGCACGCACUCCUGGCACUUCUACUUCACCAACGCCCUCCCCCGCCUCCUCCUCAAUCCCUCAACGUGGCUGGCCCUCCCACUCGCUUUCACCCUCCCCUCCACCGCGCGCCCCGCCCAGCUCCUCACCAUCCCAUCCCUCGCCUUCCUCGCCAUCUACAGCUUCCAGCCGCACAAGGAAUGGCGCUUCAUCGUCUACAUCAUCCCCGCCCUGACCGCCACCGCCUCCCUCAGCGCGUCCUACGCCUGGACGCACCGCGCCAAAGCUCUCAUCCCACGCCUCCUCUCCCUCAUCCUACUCCUCACCACCGCUCUCUCCUUCCUCCUCUCCACUUUCGCCCUCCUCCCCGCCUCCGCGGCCAACUACCCCGGUGCGCUCGCCCUGCACGCCCUCCACCGCCACGCUGACAACACCCGGCCAGCCAUCUUCGUCCACUUGGGAAACCUCGCCUGCCAAACGGGCAUCACUCGCUUCCAACAACUUCCUUCUCGCAUCUCCCUUGCUCACUCCGCCUGGUCUUACGAUAAAUCUGACUCCGCGGAUCCGGUUGUCCUCACUGAGGACCCUUACUCUUUCUGGUCCCGAUUCGAUUACGUACUUGUUGAGCCGGGAGAGGAGGAAGAUCGUCUUCUUGCUGCUUCUACCCCUUCCUCUUCCUCUGGUUCCUCCUCGGACGACAGUAGCGAACUUGGAAACCCCCUGAUCUGGACCGAAAUCGAAACGAUAACAGGGUUUGCAGGCCUCCGUAUCCUUCGACCCGGUGAUGUGCCGAGUGAUAUCGAACUCGGGGUCUUGAAGUUUUGGUGUGGAGAGGGAUGUGGGGAGGUGUGGACCUCCAUGAGAGAUGCCGCGAGGAAGCUUACGAGAGGCUGGUCUGUUGAGGUUAGAGUUGAGCCGAGGGUGAGGGUUUUGUGGAGGAGGUUUUCUUAG
Aspergillus affinis is the source of this 1830-nucleotide messenger RNA. RefSeq names its product dolichyl-P-Man:Man(7)GlcNAc(2)-PP-dolichol alpha-1,6-mannosyltransferase. Gene Ontology annotation, molecular function: alpha-1,6-mannosyltransferase activity. Bases 1 to 1830 code for a protein of 609 amino acids. The transcript is spliced from 3 exons. Gene Ontology annotation, cellular component: endoplasmic reticulum membrane. The record is from RefSeq and is a predicted model, not a curated record. Lineage: Eukaryota; Fungi; Ascomycota; Eurotiomycetes; Eurotiales; Aspergillaceae. Gene Ontology annotation, biological process: protein N-linked glycosylation.